Molecule: messenger RNA, 2160 nt
Organism: Apiotrichum porosum
Lineage: Eukaryota; Fungi; Basidiomycota; Tremellomycetes; Trichosporonales; Trichosporonaceae
Exons: 15
Coding region: 1-2160 (719 amino acids)
Cellular component (GO): microtubule; cytoplasm; membrane
Molecular function (GO): GTPase activity; microtubule binding
Source: RefSeq, a predicted model, not a curated record
AUGGCUCCUAAUCACAUCAUCCAACCCGACGUUGCGGAACUUGAGGAGUGGCAGAACGUUUGUACCCGUAUUGAGGAGCUCCAACCUCUCGUCGUCAACUUGGGAGUGCAGAGUGCCGGAAAGAGUUCCAUUCGUCUUAGCAACGUUCCCCUUCACAUCGGCCCCAAGGCUACUACUCUCGGACCUACUCUCAUUGAGUCGCACAAGACAAACGCCCCGUUCAAGGCAGAAAUCUUCAUCGAGUUCUCUGACCCCGCCUUUGGUGUCCCCAAGGGUCGGAUUCCCUUUACCAUUUGCCCUCUUACCACAAAGGACAACAUUACCCACAUCCUGCGUCUAGCAGGCGACGAGGCACGUCGCUCCAAAGACGGUUCCCGUGCCAUACGUAACUAUGAGGAGGUCACGGCGCUGGGAGACGCACGCAAGGACGGCGCCUGGCCUGAAUUUACGGCCAAUUUGGUCGUCUUGAAGGUGUCGGGCGACGAGCAGCCCAAUAUUUCCGUUAUAGAUCUUCCGGGAAUUGCCUCUGAGAAGGAGCACGCGAAUCUCAUCGAACUCGCGCGUGUUUAUCUGAAGAAGCCCCACACCCUCAAGAUCUUUUGUGUGGCUGCCAGCGGCGACACCACCGAGGCCAAACUCCUCAAGAGGUGCGAUCCGGGUGGCAAGUCGACUAUCGGCCUCAUCCCCAAGGCGGACAAGCUUGACAACGUGUCCGAGGACGAGUGGGGCGACUUAAUUGCUGGCGACAACCAGAACUUUGCGUCGUUCCAGCCCAAGUUUGGCUGGUGGCCGACUCGCUUUCGCACCGGUAAAGAGGCCAACCUCACGGACCAAGCUCUCAACGCCGUCGAGGCACAGAUGUUUGCCCAAGACGACUGGUGCAAGGUCGCCGAGAGGACCGGCAAGACUUUUGGCUGGCGUGCCGUUGAAAGAAUCAUCAUGAACUUUUACAUCAAGGAGGUGCGAAAGCACAUGCAAGAACUGGCUCCUCGUGUCACCCGCCUUCUCACGGACACCGGCACCCAGCUCGACAAACUGGCUCCCGAGAUUUCCAAUGGCGUCGAGGUCCUCCACUGCGAGGUCAUCCCCAAGAUCGCCGACAGGCUCCGCCAGGCCAUCAACUCCAGCGCCGCCGGCUCUGACCUUCUCGUCCAGCUGCAGGCCGACUUCCGCAAUAAUCUCCAUGACACGGUCCCAGAAUUCGUUCCGUUCCUCAAAGAGCACCAGCAGGAGGGGAUGACCUACGAGCCGUUCACGACCAGCGGCUGGCCAACUUGCCGGUCCAUCGAAGACCGGAUCCACAUGAACGAGAUUCAUCAGCAGUACGCCACUUACUUCAGGAGACGGAUGGGUUGUAUUGACACGCCGGCUAUCGAAAAGCUCCUGAAAGGCAAACACUCUGGGAAGUGGCAGGAGCUGUGCACCCGCUACAACGACGCCGUCUGGGAUUCCGUCAUCAACUUGGUGUCCGAGGUCGUCACCGAGGUCUGCGCUCAGAAAUCUGGAGCCGCUGAAGUCGCCAUUGAGACUCUCACAUUGCUCACGGAGGGGUUCAAGCAGCAGGCCAACAACCUCAUCAAGUGGCGCUGUGGACGCGAGCUGGACGACCCUGCAAACAUCGAGCACCGCACCGCCAAGUUUUGGCAGGAACAAGAAGCUGCUGUGGGCCAUUACCAAGCCCAGCACCUCAAGAUCUACCGCCAGAGUGCAGGUAGCAGUCCCCAAAGCCAGUCUGGUUCGCGUCAUGGAAUCCACACACCUGGGGCCUCCCGCCGCCCCUCAGCCUCCGUCCAAACUCACCACACGCCGGACGGCAGUGCUAGGAUCCCCGAUAUCGACACCCAUCCGUUCGAGUGGGCGAUCGAUUUCGCCAGCAACCUUAUCGCCACGGGCGUCGCAGUCGUCGCUCAACUGGUGUGCAGCACCCGUCGUCUUGACUCCACCGUCGGGCCGGACAUCCAGCGCCUCGUCCAGGACUUCCUCAAGCAGGUUCCCUACCGUCUUCUCCAGGCGUUCGACCUGGACCACGUCGAGGCGCCCGUUUCCAAGCGUGCCCGCGAUGUCUGCGAGCCGGACGCCGAGACCGUCCGCCAGCGUGACGCCUUGAAGAGGCAGCGCACUCGUCUUGAGGAGAUCAGCCAGAUGCUCCAGCGCAAGUAG